Messenger RNA from Pocillopora damicornis (cauliflower coral), 2154 nucleotides. Its product is annotated as CD151 antigen. The record is from RefSeq and is a predicted model, not a curated record. NCBI's taxonomy places the organism in Eukaryota, Metazoa, Cnidaria, Anthozoa, Scleractinia, Pocilloporidae. Gene Ontology annotation, cellular component: plasma membrane.
AUACGCUGCACACAUAGGCGUCCUCCCACUUAACUGAUCAUUUACGUUUCGCAACUUGCUGAAGACGAUUUUCGAUUUCGCUGGGUAAAGACACUGAAUAUCAAAAAUGGCUCAAGGUGGAAUGGUUCUUGUCAAAUACCUAUUGUUUAUCUUCAACUUUAUCUUCUGGAUCUCUGGCAUUUGUUUGAUUGCUGUUGGUGCUUGGAUCAAGGCAAAAUACAAAGACUUCAUUGAGCUAAGUGAGGGUAGUAGUGCAGCGACUGGUGCAGUGUUUCUCAUCAUCAUCGGUGUCAUUGUUGCAAUUGUUGGCUUUUUGGGAUGUUGUGGUGCAUGGAAGGAGAAUUACUGCAUGGUCACUACGUAUGCUAUUUUGCUGGCCAUAAUUUUUAUCCUGGAGAUCGCUGCUGGUGCUGUGGCUUAUGCCUACAAAGGAAAACUGGAGGAUUAUACCAGAAAAGCACUUGAUGAUGGUAUUGAUAAGUAUCUUGAUGGUGAAAAAGAUGCAAUGGAUGCAGUAGACAAUAUACAGAAGCAGUUUAAAUGUUGUGGUGUUGAUGAUUAUAAGAAUUACCUUAAUGCUUCUGAUGAUAAAAAAUUCCCAUCGUCAUGCUGUAAGAAUGAAAAGGUUUGUCCUCACACUGUUGGGGAUGUAAAGAAACUAAAUAGUACCGAACUGGAUGAUGAAAUCUAUACAAAGGGAUGCCUCACACAAUUCGAACAGUUUCUUCGUGAACACAUUUUGAUUGUUGGUGGAGUUGGUAUUGGCAUUGCUUUUGUCCAGUUGAUUGGCAUUUUGUUUGCCUGCUGCCUCAUGCGGUCCAUCAAGGCAGAGUAUGAAGUAGUGUAAUGUUGCACUAGCCAGCCAAUCAGCAGUACAGCCAGCAAAUAAUUUCACAUAUAUCCAGCUAUAGUGUAAUUCAAAUGUAGUGUGAUAGAUUGUAGUGUGCUGUUCUAUGUUAAAGCUGGGUUAGUUGAAAGAUUGUAUCUACAAAAGUGCGAUUCAGUUGCACAUUUUUGUUUUCUUAAAUAAUGGUGCAAAUAAACAGGGGAAAAUUUGCCAUUUCUAUUUUAUUUCCCUGCCUGCAACCUUUAAAAUGUAAUUAACAGCUAAGGUGUGCCUGCUGUUUUCUUGUUUUUUUGUCAUUUUCCCCAACUUAUAUUCUACAACCUUAAUUAUGUGCAGUUACAUAUUUUGUGAUAAUCAGAUAGUGACCCCUGGAAAUACAAAGCCAAGCUGUUACUUGUACCCAAUGUGUAUCUAGACAAGAUCUGUAUUGGAUUGUAUUAUGGUCGUGAGCCCUUUAAGUUGGUGGGUAUCUGUUGUAUAAUACCUUUGGUAUGCAUAUCUACUGCAUGAGCUUUUCAAGGAUCAAGUCAAUAAACUUUGGUUUAUAACAUAAUGAGUAAGAUACCUUUCCUUUCUUCAUAGGCUAGGCCAUAAAAACAGGGGUAAGGGUAGUUAGAUUGAGGGGCUUAAAACUGGCAAUUCAAAUUGAUAUCCAGUUUAAACGUUUAGGGCACUCAGUUCUUAGAGUUGUAGCCAGUGAGAAGACUGAAGGAGGCACUAUGGCAAGAACAGCUAAACAGCAAGAAACAAGGUAGAGAGAGUAGAGAUGCAAGGCCCCUUAAUUACUUUCUUUGUAACUGGCAAUGCAAUGCUAAUUUGAAAAAGAAGAAAAGGGGAGAAAGCAUCCCAUAAUGAAACCAGUAUAUCUGCACUGGAAGGAAAAAAUUAUGCAUUACCUGAUCCUAUGUUAGGGAAUUUUGAAAACCUGUUAUCUCGGAACACAGCUUUGGGCAGUGUUAAAUGAAAGACACUAAUUUGCAAUUUAAUUUGCAAGAUCAGCCAAAUGCUAUCACAGAACUUGAUGAAGAUUAAUGCAGAAUUAGUCACUGGACUCUCAAAUCAACUCCUUAUAAACCCUUAUAAAACCAAACUUGAUAUUUUUGGUAGUAGAGUUAUGAUCUCAAAGACAAUGAAAGAUUAUUCCCUAUCAUUAUGAUUCUUGCAACAGCAAAGGACGAGUUCUUCUACACUUUAGUCUGACAUAUACAUGUAAUAAUUACGUUGAUUCUAAUGUGUCCACUUGCAUGGUGCAGUUAGGACUUAUAAGAGGACUGAUGAUUCAAGUAAACAUGCCUUUAACAGGGGAA